Molecule: messenger RNA, 7165 nt
Organism: Macrobrachium nipponense
Lineage: Eukaryota; Metazoa; Arthropoda; Malacostraca; Decapoda; Palaemonidae
Product: signal transducer and activator of transcription B-like
Exons: 14
Coding region: 1649-3493 (614 amino acids)
Biological process (GO): regulation of translational initiation
Cellular component (GO): cytosol
Molecular function (GO): translation activator activity; RNA binding; protein binding
Source: RefSeq, a predicted model, not a curated record
UCUUCUUCCACCGUCGUCGUUUGAGAUAGAAACGUAGAAAAAAGAAAGAGAGAAGACAGUCGCCGAUAGACGGACGGAGAGACAGAUAGACAGACAGAGAGAUAGAUGCCUCCGUCGUCAGUUUAGCAACGAAAGAGAGAGACAGAGAAAGAUAGAGAAGAUAAGAAGAGACGGAGACGCCGGUAAACGGACGGAGAGAGAGAAAGAUAGAUGCUACCGUCGUCAGUGUAGCUGUUUUUGGAGCAACGAAUCAAGAGAGAUAGAGAGGAAGUUUGAGAAGACGGGAAGAGACAGAGACGUCGAUAAACGGACAGAGAAAGAGACAGAUCUAGAAAGGAAAAGAUACAGACAGAGAAUGAGAGAGAAUUCGAUCGGCAACCAUGAAGGUGUUGUAUGAGAGCUGCGGCCGGGCGACCUCCUCCUCCUCCUCCUCCUCCUCCUACUCCUUUUACUCCUCCUCAUACUCCCGCUACUCCUUCUUCAGCUCCUCUCGUGCUUUCACCUCCUCCCUCUUCCCCUCGAGCGUCUUCGAAUAAACGAACAGCGGAAAGUCCAAACUGAUUUCGAGUGACGCAACGACCCGCCCCCAAAUCAUAAUAAAAGAAAUAAGAAGAAGAAGCUUAUCGUACGACUCGCGCUCGUCUUCUCGGCUGUUGUUGUUGUUCCUCUUCUUCUGCUGCUGCUUCUUCUUCAUCUUCUUCUUUUUUUUGACCUGCGGUCAUCAGCCUCAUCGAUUCUUCAUCAGCUUCGUCGCCGUCAUCAUCGACAUCACCACCGCCAGAUUCAUCAUCAUUCAUUCAAGUCAGUCAUCACACAAAAUAUAAAAAAGGUAUAAAAAAAUAAUAUUCAGCAGGAAGCAGAAAGGCUCCUGCUGCUCCCUGCUCCCACUGCUACUGCUGCUGCUACUCCCAUCUGGGAAGGAUAAGAAAAAAAGGACUUUCUGACCACGACGGUGUUGCUUGCACAGCGAGAGGAUAUCUUCAGAAUCCUUCAGGAAAGAAGUGAAGUGGUGUUCUUCUUUGUAGUGUCACGGAGUGCCUCCAUCGAUCGAGUCUUGAUUGAUUGACACGGGACGGUUUUUUUUUAUCUGGCGUUGCAGCGAAGAUCUGUCUCCUGCUCAGCGUCCUGUCCAAAAGAAGUCGGGGGUUCAGGCAGAUGACAGAGGCGUGAUUUUGACAGAUAACUGCUUUGCUUUUGGAGAAAGGUAAAAGCGUAUAAGUGUGCCGAUAGCAGAAUUUUUUUUUUUUUUCGUGAGUGGCGUUGCAAAAUUAAUGGUGAAUAGAGAAGCUACAUCAUCUGAAUGAUGAAGAGAUAAGACUGACUUAGAAAGGUGACUCGAAGAGAAUUUUAACAGUAUAUUUAUAUAUUUGUUUAUCAAAGUGCGUUGAGUUUAGCCCCGAAAAAGUGGAAGUUUAAGUCAAAAGUGGAAGUUUGAAUCGAGCGCGCAAGCAAGCGCAUAUAGUACCAAACGGGGCAUCGUUAUCUCUCCGUCAUCACCAUUGCUCCUUACAGUGCACUGUGAGUUUUGAGUCGCGGGAACAUUUUUCAUCCACGCAGUCUACGGUGAAGUAGACUCUCUUAUAUAAAAGUCGAAAUAUAAAGUGUUGAUAAGAAAAGUGUUUCUCUUUAGUGUGAAAAUCUUCCACCCAUGAGUGUCGCGAUGGAGAACAGCCCCAAGAGAGGCGACCGGAGCGUCCGGAAGGAGAGGAGUUUCGUGCAGGCCGGACGGGGCAACCGCGACCUCCACCAGCCACCACCCUUCUGGAGGAGUCCCUCUGCGGACGGAUUCCUUGUCACUGCGGGCGGCGAUGGCAAGGUCCACCACCACCAACAACAGCAGGCGCAGCAGCUGCAUCAGCUGCAUCAGCAGCAGCAGCAGCAGCAGCAACAGCAGAUGCAGGCGGCCGAUCCCGCCAACAUGAAGAAAGAGCGCAGCUUCGUGAGGCACUCACAACACCACCAUCACAACAAUAACGCUAACUACAACCAUAAUAAUAAUAAUAAUCCAAAUAACAACAACAACAGCAGCCAUCACCACCUGCACCACAACAACAACAAUAAUAAUAAUAAUGCCGAGCGCAGGAACUUUACUCGAGAGAGGAGCUUUGGACGACCCCAGUCUGCCUUCGCUAAUUUGCAGAGCGACGACGGAGGAUUACUCCAGGUGACGAAUGGUUUGACCCGACAGAGAUCCUUCAUGAAGAAUAGCCCCAACCUGCAGGGCCGUGAGCAGUCGCGGCGCCGAAGUGCCAUGCCAGCGACUAACCGCAGCAAACCAGCCAUGGAGCUCUACCGCCCUCCAACACUCCGAGGACCUGGCAUCUUUGACAACGCGAACGGCGACGCCAACGCCAUCCUGAACGGCAAGAUGAUCGCGCAGAACGGCAGCGGGGGCGGCGGCUACGUGGAAAAGCCGGGACUCAAUGUAAAUGCUCGAGAGUUCGUUUCUUUGAACACCAGGCCUCCCCUCCAACACUCGAAAUCCUCCAGUAGUUUGCCCCUUCAGGGUCGACCUGGCAGUCUGCAACACUCCAAAUCAGGCAGUAAUAUUCGACAGACAGCCAAUGGUGAUAUUCGACCCCCGAGCGGCUCUCCUCCCAGGGUGCACUUCAGCGACGACAAGGAAAAUGACCCAGAUUCUAAGGCUGUUCCCAUGGCCCGGCCUCCUUCCUUGGCUGUGGGAGCUCUGAGCCAAUCAGGAAUCAAGAGAUCCAAAUCCCUUGGAUCUGCGGACCUUCGAGCGCAAUACUUGGAGGCUUCCACUCCCACUACAACUGUACCCGACCUUGGACCAUUCUCACCUGAUGUCCAGAAUUCGAUCACGAAAGCCAUGUCAGAUCCAAAUAAUGUCAGUGCAAGACAACUGAUGGAAGUUGUGAGGCAUGUCUUUACAAGAGUGGUGGAGGCAUCUCGACAUGCAGAACCAGCUGCCCGCCUUUGUAUUGCAAUUAUUGAGAAAGAAAAAAGUGAGACAUUCCUUGAAACUUUACUCAAUACAUGUCAGGAGUAUUUCCAAGAGCGAGACCGACUCUUAAGGAAUAAUCCCCCUGCCCCUUACCCAGGUUUUGUUCCCGCCCAUCCACGCUGGAUCGCAUAUAUGACUUUUCUGAAUGAGAUGUACACACAGCUCAAGCGGCGUCACGUGCAAUUGAUGACAAAAUGCAUGAGAAACAGUGAGACGCCACCAGGACUUCUGCUCCUAACCCUUCUGGCCCAGUGCUGCCAAGUGUGUUUAAAAGAGAAUGCUGUGAAUAGUCUAGCAGAGACUGAAUGCCUGUUCUUCGUACUGACGGGAGUAGGGAAGGACAUUGAGGUGGAGCUACCUCACCAAAUGGCACGGGUCAUGAGUGCCGCGCGUGAUGCAUUCCUAACUACUGUUCGAGUGCCAGCUGUUCGGAAAACGUUACUCCAGUUAAUUGAAAUGCAUGCUGCCAGGUGGCAGCUCCCAGCCCCUGCUGUAAUGUAUUAUUAUCCAGGGUCUGGAAGUAAAUAAUAAAGGCUUUCAUAGGUUCCAGAAUUAGAGGUAUUUUUUGUCUGGUGCCAAAUCAUUGCUGGUGGAAGGCUAGACAUAAAAAAAAUAUUACAAUAGCACAGCUGCCAAUUUUAUAUAUCCAUUUUGUGACUGGAAUCAACUCUAUCAUUAAUCCCUUUUAUAUAUCAGAUACCCACUUUGAUUCAGUUUUAUACAAAAUUGGUGUGAAAUUGUGCCUCUGAAUGGUUCAACUGAAGCCUAUACAGUUAAUGAAGAAAACAAAUUAGUCAUUGUGAAAUCAACUGGUUGUAUAUAGAUUGUCACCCUCUUGAUUGCCUCCUAGUAAAAUUGGCAUCUUGUAGGUUCAUAUAGCCUUAUAUUCUCCCCAGAAUGCUUCUGUUUGGCAUUCACAUCCUAGUCAUGCUAGUUUGUCUUGGAAAGCCUUACUGUCAUGAUAAAUGAUUCUUCUGUGGUAACAAUAGUAUACUGUAUCUGCUUUAGCAACGAGACUGUUAUUGGCAGCUUCGAAAAGAAAAAAUGUCAUUCUUCAGGGCAUGCAAGUUAUUAUUAUUAUUAUUAAUAUCUUGAAGCAUAUGAACACUGGCAAUGCAUUGUUAAAAGCCAUAUCUCAGCUACUGAACUUAAUACUUAUCUUGUCAUUGCAACAUCACUAGCGAUCCUAGUCAGAUUCAUCUUUCAACAAACAGCAUGAUGCUCUUGUCUAUAGCCACUUGCCUAUCUGUCUAUAACACUUGUUGGUUCUGGAUAGAAGUAAAUUUGUGCCAUGUUUGGUUAAUUGCUUAACUAAGAAGGCUCCCCUUUAAAAAUUUCUUUUGGAUAGUUCCUAACUACUCCGUGAUUGGCAUCACAUGUUUACAAGAAGAAUGCCUUAACCAUAAUUAGUAUAUUGUUGAGCAGUGGAGGUCUGUUGAAGGGAUGCCUUCUGUUCUUAAUUUAUCCAUGAGCUCCUGUUUGCACCAGAAGGAGGAAUGUCUCAGCCUGGCUCCUCUAACUUAUCGAUCGACCGACAUGAUAACGAUUCUCGAUAUUUCGAGUGAUUACACCUGUUAGGGUAAUCAUCCUCAGAUAUUAUACAGGCCAGCCGGAGACACAGUGUUGCCGGAGGUGCUUGUAAGGAACUCUUGUUCUUGUUGAUGGGUGACAGUCUAUUCAGGAGGCCACUGUGAUGUCGACUAUUGCCUCAAGGCUUAAUGGUAAAGUUUUUGGGUGCUAUUGUGAAAUGCCUAGAGUGAAGAAUGGAGUGUAAGCUGUGUUUGAGCUAGCAGUCCUCAACAAGUGGUCCUAAGCAUGUCACACCUGUUCCUCUCCAAAAUAAAGAAUUCACGAGCCCUUCGCCGGCUGUGCCUAUGAGCUGUUCUUCCUCUACCCAGCUGCGUCUAAGAGCUGCUGAUAGUCUUCCAAAAAGAAAAGGUCCAACUUCCUAUAAACAGCUUCCCAUUGAUUCUCUUAUAAUCUUUGUCCCUUGUAACACAACUUCAAAUCUUCAGUUUCUAUUCCAGCAAUGCCGGUCAUCUUUAUAUUUAAAUGUGCACUUUUGGACCCUGAUGGACUGACCUUCCACGGCAGAAAAACAUUGCUGGGCCUCUUUUGGCUGAACAGUUGGAGUUUACAGUUUUUUCUGUAAUCUGUAAUUUGAUAAAGAAACUUGUUUUGUAGUUCAUGAGUAGUCUUGUGUUUUUAUUUUGACUUCAACUCUAAUCCAACUAUUCAGUCUCAUCUGGGCUUAGUAAUGUCUCCAUCUACACAGUGUCACUGUUUGCUCAUCUUCUUAAAAGUUCCUGGAAAAUUUUGGUCUAUCUUUAAAAAGAGAUCUAAUAUUUUUGUAUAAGAAUUAAUUUCUGGUACUCAAGUGAGUUUCUAGUGAUACUUUUGUCUCAAACAAUUUUUAUGGAAGUGAAGACCAUUUGCUACAUAAUUUUGGUGCCUUAGAAAAAGAAAAAAAAACUUGGAACAACUUAAUACAGACUUAAUAUAGCUAUAGAAAAAAAGUAAGAUAUCAGUUUAACUACUGUAUAGUCAUUAAUCCAGCAAUAUAAUUUCACUCUUAAGGUUUGUACUAAUACAGUUUUCUGUAUUAUAACUCUGGAAACUAUAUUCCUUGUCUUAGGGCCUAUAUAAUCUUGAAAUUUUUUCAGCAUGAUGUACAUCUUCAGCUAACAUAGUUAUUGUAAAAUGAAAAAAAAAAUACCACAAUAUUACAGGUGAUAAGUGUUACACAACUGUAAUAAAACCUCACAAAAUAUCAUGAUAUAGGUACAUUAGUAUUAGGCAUUUAAUCAUUGUUCUCCAUACAUAUGAUAACUUAAUAUUUUAAUGAUAAAACCUGACAGCCUUAAACAAAUAUUGUGAAACUAAUUUUAUACUACUUUAUAACAUUUUGAUAAUGACAGCUCAACUUUGUGGAAUUUGUAGGUCCAACUCAUUAUAGAACCAACUUUAAUGGCAUUCACUUAUAAUUGUUUCAGGCUCUGUACAUUUUUUUAUUAAACUUAAGUUUAUCUAGGUCAGUGGUUCAUAAAUGAUAAUCUUUUGUCUUUCAUUAUUAUCUUGCAACACAUAUACUCAUUACCACUGCAUCUGCUAAUGCUGUUGGAAAUUUAUCAAAUGUUCUGUUUUUAAAUUUCUGGCUUGUAAUGUUUUUGCUCAUCACUGUUCAGAUUAAUAGUUGCAAUGCAUAUUGCUUUGAUAUACUGGUAGUGAUUGACUGAUCAGGCCAAAUUUUGAGUUGUGGUUUACCAGAAGUGUAACAGAGCUUCCAUGUAAAACCAGGGGCUCUUGAAAGAACACAUAGAGAGUAGUGUUGGUGACUGUCUUAACAUUUCCCAACUAAAAGCUUGAAUGUGUAACGAGAAUGCUUUAAGUAAUCUAGUCCAUUGCCACAACUACUUUUGGGCUGCCUGUCUUGGCUUUAUUUAUGUAUGUGUGUAUAUAUUUAUUAUGGCAUCGCUCUAAAAGAUUGUUAAGUAUUGAUAUCCUUUUCAUAACUAGUAAAUGCUACAGAUGUAUUUUUAGAAAAAAAAAGAUACUGUAAUUAGGGAAAUGGCUGUGCUUCCUGGGGAAGAGGCCAUUAAAAACUAUUGGCACAGAAAUGGAAAAAAAUUGUCUUUGUUGUUGUUGCUAACUUGGUAUUGUAUCUUGGAAUGCUGAGCAAAAUUGCUAUCAGUUAAAUGUUAACGUUACUAAUUCACAUUUUUGGAUGAUAGAUGUAGUCUUUUGAAGAAAACCCAUUUAUUUUUUUGAAUGAGAUAUGAAUGAAUGCGUAAUUAUGCUUAUUACUCUGUAUGAAGGAAAAGAUGCUUGCCAUCCCUGGCAGCAUGAAAAUCCCUUUCUCAUUCCGUUCACAAUGACCAUCACGGCACCUUCAACACACACACCGCUGCAAUUAGCAAUGUGCUCCGUAGAAACAUGGAUAUUUUGCAAUAGCUCACAUAAUAAAGAAAAGUGGUGUUUCAUUUCUUUAAUGUGAUUUUUUUAAAGAAAAAAAAUACUUCCCUUUUAAACUCUUGAGAUAAGAUGUGGCUUUGAUCACCAUUUUGGGUGUGAAUUACAAUCCAUGUUUUAUCCCAAAUGACCUGAAAUGCCUUAAACCUUUUAUUUUGUACAGACGUGUGCUAAUGAUAAUUACUGUCAAUGAAUUUCAUGUCAAACUUUGUAGAAUAAAAAUUUUGAUUC